Messenger RNA from Nanorana parkeri, 1480 nucleotides. It is a transcript of the gene ARPC4, whose product is annotated as actin related protein 2/3 complex subunit 4. The transcript has 6 exons. The coding region runs from base 89 to 595 and encodes 168 amino acids. Lineage: Eukaryota; Metazoa; Chordata; Amphibia; Anura; Dicroglossidae. Gene Ontology annotation, biological process: Arp2/3 complex-mediated actin nucleation; actin filament polymerization. Gene Ontology annotation, cellular component: Arp2/3 protein complex; actin cytoskeleton. Gene Ontology annotation, molecular function: actin filament binding. The record is from RefSeq and is a predicted model, not a curated record.
CGGCGGCUGACCGUGUCUCUCCGAGGGGGAAACUGCACUGUGCGCGUGCGCGUAGCUGUCACUUCCGCUAUCGGGAGCUACCGGAGCGAUGUCUGCCACACUGCGCCCGUACCUCAACACAGUCCGUGCCACCUUACAGGCGGCGAUGUGUCUGGAAAACUUCUCUUCGCAGGUGGUGGAGAGACAUAACAAGCCAGAAGUGGAAGUAAGGAGUAGUAAAGAACUGCUCUUACAGCCGGUGGUCAUCAGCAGAAAUGAAAAGGAGAAAGUUCUGAUUGAGGGAUCCAUUAACUCUGUGCGCGUCAGCAUCGCUGUGAAACAGGCUGAUGAAAUUGAAAAGAUUUUAUGCCAUAAAUUCAUGCGUUUUAUGAUGAUGAGGGCAGAGAACUUCUUCAUCCUGCGCAGAAAAGCUGUAGAGGGAUACGACAUCAGCUUUCUGAUCACAAACUUCCACACGGAGCAAAUGUACAAACACAAGCUGGUUGACUUUGUCAUUCAUUUUAUGGAGGAGAUCGACAAGGAGAUCAGCGAAAUGAAGCUGUCAGUCAACGCCAGAGCUCGUAUCGUAGCUGAGGAAUUCCUAAAGAACUUUUAAUCACCAUGUCUGGACGGCGGAUGUGACUCCCUCAUUUUUUGCUCCUGGAUCUCUGCAUCGCCGCCCCUCAGGGGUGGGGAAAUUAAAGGGCCAAGGGAGGGGGCUUGCAUUUAGGUGCAGAGUAAGGAAAUCGGUGAAUGUCUGUCAGACCUCAGGGGGGAAAUGUACAUGGCAUUUACCUUCAUUCCAAAUUCCCCCACAGGAUGGGACAGAAUAUUUUUAUUGUUAUCUUGAGAGAAAAAAAAAAAAAAGAAAUGUGCUUGUCUCAAUCUGUAAUCUUCCUUUUUUUAUUUUUUAAUAUUGCUUUAUUUUUUUGUUAUUUCUUUACCGCAGUCUUUACAGAGAAGGUCAUAAAGUGAUUUUCAGUAAGUGCCCACAGCUGGAACCUUCAUUCACAUUGAAGGGGCUACUCUCGAGUGCAUUAUCAGAUCUUGCUGCUUCCCCCCUCAAACCCCCUCAGUGAUUUUUGUUUUUUUUUGUUUUUUUGAUAAACUUGGCCAAGGAUCAAACUCGAAAAAUACACAGCCUGGUGCAUGUAUUAUUGGCAGCGGGCCCAUCUUCCUGCUCUUUGACAAGUCCGCUAGCGAGAGUGUGACCGUUUUUACCUACAAGACUGCCAGAGGUACUGUAUUAAAGGUGUAUAUCCUGUCAGCGGUCUCUACAGGGUGGCCUCCCUCCCAGCUCAUUCAGAGGAGAGAUCUUGAGACCGUUGUGUCCUCGCAGGUCAGAACACACCUUCCUGUUUCACUCCGGACUUUUGCCAAACCACACCGUUUUUCUCUGAAAUAGUGAUUGCAAAUUUUCAGAGCUUUUUUGGUUGUUUUCUUUUCCUUUUUUUUUUGUCACCCCCUUUCCUCCCCCCACAUCAUGAGAAUUCGGAAUCUG